Messenger RNA from Fomitiporia mediterranea MF3/22, 1773 nucleotides. RefSeq lists its product as uncharacterized. The record is from RefSeq and is a predicted model, not a curated record. Bases 1 to 1773 code for a protein of 590 amino acids. The transcript has a single exon. NCBI's taxonomy places the organism in Eukaryota, Fungi, Basidiomycota, Agaricomycetes, Hymenochaetales, Hymenochaetaceae.
AUGCCUCCAAUCCGCUCUCCUGGAAGAGGCUCAGAGUCACCACCGCACCCAAAAUGCGUUGUCUGUAGAAUCUAUGGCCUCCAAUCCAGCCAUAACAAAGACCAUGGAAUCCUUCCAGAACUUCAAUCAGACCCUCGCGACCCUUCGUUUGUUAAUCAUUCUGCUUCGAUUGUGAGCUCCUUUGAUCUGGAGAAUCUUAUGGAGGAGGCUGGUCAACGAGAUGUUGCUUCCCUAGCAGAUGUGACUCUUUCAUUGAAAUCAGUGUUAUCAUCUAUUCUUCUAUCUCCAUCAUAUUCUCCUGUAGAGCGUUCUACUAUCCUGCAUGAUACCCGUACCUCUCUUAUCAACCAAUACCGUAUUCAUGGAAGUGAACUGGAUCAUAUCAUGAGCCAACCUUUCAACUCUUUGGAUGAUCUGACCCCAUUGGAAUACGAAAUCAUGCACUGGGACCCGAUUUGGACAGGGAUGACCGAGGCUGGAUCACACGCGUCCGGGAUGGAGAUGCUGUGGUCUUUGAUUGAGCACUGGAAGCCUCAUAGAGCCCAUGGAACUGCUAACCAAUCUCACGAGCUACGGGACACGUCUGAAGGAGAGAGACCGGAUCCACGUUGCGAAUUCGUCGAUAUUGUGCGAAGAACGUGUGUGCGGAGGCUGACUUCGGUCACUUCUCAGUCUGCUAGGCAGGAAGAAGAUAGCGCGAACACUCUUUUGCAGCGUUUAACUCAGUUAAUCUGGUCUCGGGGAAUUGACGAGGAGAAUAGUCAAUACUUAAAUCUCCAACGCCCUACGUCUAUCGGUGCCGAAGAUUAUAGUGUAUCGGUGGCUUACGAUGCGAACACUCUUGACGUCGCUACCAAGGGGGAAAGUUCUAUUCGUUCCCAGAAACGGUCGUGGUAUGCAGGUGAAGACGAUAACGUGAACUUUACGGCCCUCGUCUCUGUUAAUGACUUUGCGAAAAUGUUUCGGAAUGGUACGAUGGGAAAAUACACUCUAGAUCCGGACCACUUACACGAACAUGCCACAUCUAAUUCUACAUCGCAAUCGAUUAUCAGAAUUGGCAAUCUUUCCGCAUCACCACGCUUAUUACUCGUGGACUUCCUUGCUGCGCAUCGAGCUUGGACCUUAGCGAUUGGAAGGGAUGAACUCGAGUUGAUGGUUCACGACAGGGACGAAACCGUUAAGUCUGCUCCCGGUUCCGAAUUGUCUUCCUGCACGAAAGCCACCACGAGCAUCGAAAGUAGGAUACAAGCGGAAGUCCGACUUAUUUCUCCACCGGCGGCGGAUGCAGUCACAAAAGAUGCCAUCGCAGAAUAUGUUUUCACGUUUCCAGAGAUAUGCGUCGUACCAAUUGGAUCCGAUAAACCCGAACGAUCCAAACUCCGGAACGCCGCACGGAUUGCACCGUGCUUUGAGCCUGUCCAAUCUGAAGCAUCUGCUUCAUGCCAUCCCAGUACGCCUGUCGUACAGUUUGAUGAUUCUCGCCUCUUGCAUGGAGAAGAGCUCCUGCUUGAACUACGCGUAAAAAUACGAUCUCGCUAUCCAGAGCUAGAAGAGAGUGCGACGAAGAUUCAGCCUCCUAUGAUUGAUACACCCUUCGCUUUCUCCGAAGCAGAUCACAUUGGUGCAAAUAGUUCUACGUGGAGUGAAAUCUCAGCCCCAGCUAAGUUCCAGUCUUCAUUAGGAGUUGUGUCGCUAGCAAGUUCGGAUGUAGUCUCCGGUCCCCCAAACUCCUCACUUGGAGGGACAGAAUCAUCGUGGAUCAAUGCCGACUAA